GUGUUGGUAGUAGUUUUUUUUUUUUUGACGUGAGUUCGAAUUGUUACACACUGUUAUUAUAUGUUUAUUGUAGGUCUCCCCGCGCGGGAGAACCAAGAUUCGUUGAAUUGUUUAAAUUGUUGAACUGUUAAAUUGUUGAAUUUUUGUUACUGCGUUCUGCCUGUUUGUGAAAAUUGUUUCUUCCCCAUUAUGGGUGAAGUGGUGAAAAGAGGAGAAAUGGAACAUGUCGCAAGUUAUGCAUCCGCACCUACACAAGGCAUUACGACCAACACACAUGAAGUUCACGAAAUGAAAAUAGAGACAAAAGAAUGGAAAAAAGGAAACAAAUUGUCACAAAAGGAGGGGGCCAGUUUAUAGCUGACCCCCACCACCACCACCACCACACAGCAGAAGAAAUGAAGAAGAAUGUAGCAAGGAAGACGGCUGUGUACAGGACGUUCUCAACCACUACCAAGAAAAUAGAGAUUGCUCCAAUAGAGGCAAUAGAGGAAUGUCUAGGUGAAGUGAGAGGAUUAGCCACCUUCUAUACACGUGGAAGAAAAUACGGCACAGUGGAGAUUAGGUUCUCCAGUGAGGAGGACGCUAUUAACCACUCCACUGAGCUGAUAAGGACACAAGAGUGGGUGCUGUGUCAAAUAUGUUGCCAGAGUGAGAGUCGGCAGAGUGCUGCCCGAGAUCGAAGAGGCAUGGCUGGUGGCAGCAGUCAUGCACGGAAUGGAGGAAGAUGGAAGGAUUCUGAAGAUAACCGGAACGAAGGAAGUUAAUUGUUGGGACUACGGCCUAGAAAUGGUAAUUCAAGUUGGGUUAAAAGACUUACAUGGAAUUGUAGAAGAGAUUCUUCUUCCGGAAGACAUUACGCUAAGAGUGGUGGUGGAUGGAAGACCUCUAACAUGUUUUUUUUAUGUAAACAAAAAGGACACAUGAAAGCAAAGUGCCCUCAGCAAGAAAGUGAAGUAGAGUAACAACAAUGCGAAGAGCAGCCCGCCGAAGAAGAGGGAUCGGAAAUAAAGGAAAAUAAAGAGGAGACGUUUAGUGUAAAAAAGCGGAAGAGAAAAGAGCGGGUGAGCUCUCCGACAGAGAACCAAAAACGAAAGCAGGAAGUAGAGGAGAAAAUAGAGGGGGUACAGAGGAACUGGUGAGAUACACCAAUAGAAGUAUUGCAGCAUAGAGUGGAAGAUAUAAUCGUGGACGAUCGUGGGUAUGUACAGACUGAGGAACUAAGGAAAACGAAUAGCCCGGACAGUCCAGGUCUGGAGUGUAAGCAAGAAAAUAAUAAUAAGAAAAAUGGCAUGUAGUAACAUACGGGAAAAGUGCGUCAUAGAGCGGAAAAUAACGAAAUUCAUAGGUGCCACAAGGACUGAAUUACCAGCUGAAUGAUACCCGGAACACAUAAAGGGAGUGGUGAUUGCCAAGAAAAGGUAUAAAAGUUGAAAGAACUAUUUAAAGGUGAUGUGAACCCUUUGGGGGAAGAAAUUGAAUUUGAAGAACUACUAAAAGAACUUACAUACGAGGAGCUAAUACCUGUAACGAAUGGUAAUAAAGGAGUACUUUAAAAGAAGAACGAAAAAAGAAAUAGACUUAUUAACAAAGGAGAAAAAGAAAAGGAAAAAAAGAGGAAAUAGACUUUAAAAAAAAGAACGGGAGAAAGACGCAAAAAGAAAACUUUCAUAACUUGUAUAAACUAAGUUAAAUGGUAUUGCUUGAGAAGUGGGGUUCAAUGCAGCCAUUUCAUUCUCAUCGAUUUCAUUAUAUAUAUUUUUUAAAUUUUCAUUCGUUUUAUGCGUUUUGUCCCCACCGUAGUGUCCUGUCUGUCAUUUUGCUGUCUCGUCUGUGUAAGAGCCUGAGUGCUUAAAUAAAGAAAUACUGUUGGUUGUGGACCUCCUAAGGUCUGACCACAUUACAGCGACCUUCAUCUUCGUCGCCGCUAUCAUCUCUCACCAACGUCGUCAACAACAUUUACACAGCACCAACGCACUGCUCUGGUUCUAACAUAUCGCUGUUCUUGAGUUUUCCGCACCAGGGUUAACUGCUAACAUACAACCCACGCAGAUGCAUGUAGAUAUAUGAAUAAAUGUACAUCAACCACUUUCACUUAUCAUUCACAUUGUGUAUGUACGUGUGGCCACAUUAAAGGUAUAUAAAGUCACAGCCUUGUUUUAUGUAUUCUUCAUACCGGUUUUCCUGUCAAAUGAUAUUACAACCUUCUGAGUAGAUUCACAUUAGAUGGAACACAACCUAUCCAUCUAUAUGUUCAUUUGGGCCUUGUACCCUCAAUUUUAAAAGAAACAUAUUUCAUCACCCAUCCUCAAAGCCUGAAAUGAGUUUUAUUCUUUGAAAAAUAUUUCACGGGGAUCCCGGCCACGUCUCCAAAAGAAAGAUCUUAAGGGACAGCUAAACAUUUACAGACAGGGAACAUGCUUUGGACUGUUAGAUUUAUUGAGAAGCUUUUAAAAUAUAUUUAAAUACGUGAAAAUAAUGACUGUUGUGAUUAAUAGUAAGUCUGUAACACUGCGGUUACUACACUAAUAUAUCAACGGUGAUAUCAACUAAUAUAUCAACGGCAGUCAAUUUGGUUGAGUUAUUUUCAUUUAUUAUUGUAUUUUGUGUGAGCCUUUAAACUUGAUGGACAUUUUCAGAUUGAAUAUAUAAUAACAGAGCUGGGUUUCGACGUCUUAUUAAACAAAAGUGUUCGUUUCAACUGCAGUAUUCUGCUUCGGAAGUUUUAUUUUAAACAUCCAGACUUUGAUGCUAAAAAUCACUUAUUUUCCGUUCAUUUUUAAAGUAAUCUAUUCAGAUUAAUUUAAUUAUAAAAUUGGAAUAGGUAAGCUAACUGUCGUUGUUAUUGCUCAGUAGUAGGUCGACCCUGAGCGGAAUCGAACUAUGAUCUAAGUUAUUCCUGUCAUAAGCCGUCUUUUCUAAAUGUUUACGGCCAAGGACUUUGUCGUCAAUGAGCUUUUCUCUUUUUAAGUGAGUAACGCUUGAUUUCAUGAAGAUUUGGCAGCUAUUUAUAACACAUUUAGCAGCAUACAGUAAAACUGUGAUUGCCUUUGUUAGUACAGUAUCUAGUAAUGGUCUGCGCAAAUAUAAAUGACACACAGGCACCUAAACAAAUUAGAAAUAGAAAUAUUGCAAGGAAUACGAUGUAAGAGACAGGGGAAGUAACUUGCUCCAAGGGAAACAACUCAUUAUGUUGUUCAUGCCUUAGUAACGUGUAAUCAAUAAAUCGGUAUAACGUGGACAAUGAAAUCUCUAAGUGAUGCACCUCUGCCAUAUCGUUCCUUAACAUACCUGUUCUUGUUUUCAUCGGUGACACAAUACUUUCACGAUAAUCUUUGAUAUAUGCAAUGGUUAUUAUCAUCUAAACUAUGUAAAAAUGUCGACUGGAUUAAGUUAUCAAGGACUACGGUGUGCACAUCAGGCGCGAGAAGCAGAGGAAUUAAAAACAUCCCAAAGACGGAAAAAUCUUCUUAUUCUUAUCAUUCACUAUCUUACAGAACAAGGCUAUCGAGAAUCAGCUGAUUGCUUGACUAAAGAGACCAACAUUGAUGUGAACCGCUAUGAGACAUGUGACAAUAUUGAUUUAGAAACUAUCCUGAUGGACUUUGAGAAUUAUUACCACCUCAAAUUUUCCAAGUACCCGAAACUAACUAAAGCAUCUUUAUCAAGUGCUGCUGAACGCCGUCUAGGAGACAAACAUUGCCGAAGUGCCAAGUCAUCAACAACUCUUGUAAAUGGAUUGCCACAAAUAAGUGGUGGAGCUCGAGGUCACAUUUCACCCCCACUUGCAAAUCCAUACCAAACCUCAGGAAGACAAAAGUUAUCAGCACAUCAGACAAAAAGAAAUUUUAAAAGUAACCUAAUUAUUGAUUUUCGAGCAUUACUGAAUGGUGCAACAAAGCUAAGUCUUGAUGAUAACUUGGAAGCUUCACCUCAAGACCGUCUGUUGAAGCCACUUGGAGGCUACAUGGGUUAUAACAACGAAUGGAGAGACCUGGCACAACUAAUUAGUCGGGAAAUUUAUGUCCACAAUCCAAAUCUAGGCUGGAAUGAUAUUAUUGGUUUAGAUGAAGCCAAGAGGUUAGUGAAGGAAGCUGUGGUGUAUCCAAUUAAGUAUCCAUCACUAUUUAAAGGAAUCUUGUCUCCUUGGAAAGGGUUACUACUGUAUGGACCUCCAGGAACUGGUAAAACAUUGUUGGCCAAAGCUGUUGCUACAGAGUGUAACACAACAUUCUUUAAUAUAUCUGCCUCCAGUAUAGUCAGCAAGUGGCGUGGGGAUUCAGAGAAACUUGUCAGGGUUUUAUUUGAACUGGCACGAUUCCAUGCCCCCUCAACAAUCUUUCUUGAUGAACUGGACUCGCUCAUGAGUCAGCGUGGAUCAAAUGGUCAAGGAGUAGAACAUGAAGGAAGCAGAAGGAUGAAGACAGAAUUGUUGGUUCAAAUGGAUGGUUUAGCAAAGACUGAUGAACUUGUUUUUCUUCUGACAGCAUCAAACCUUCCCUGGGAGUUGGACAAUGCCAUGUUACGGCGUCUAGAGAAACGUAUCCUUGUUGGUUUACCAAAGAAAGAAGCACGUCAGGCCAUGUUUAACCUGUUUCUCCCAAACGUUGUUACUUCAGAUGAAGGAGGACCUAAACUUUGCACUGAUCUGGACUACGAUUUAUUGGCACAGAAAACUGAAGGCUAUUCUGGAUCUGAUAUCAAACUUGUCUGUAAAGAAGCUGCCAUGAGACCAAUGAGGAAAAUAUUUGACAUCCUAGAGAAUAAUACAGCAGAUAAGGAAUUGAAUAUACAACUAGACACACUGACAACCUAUGAUGUCGAGAUGGCAUUGGAACGAACCAAACCUUCUGCUAGGGGACUGGUGGACCAAUAUGCUGCCUGGCAAAAGGAGUUUGAAUCUGUAUAAAAUCUUAUUUAUUAGAUUUUAAUCUAUUAUUCAUAUAUUUAUUUGUUUCUAUUUUAUACACUUUUCUUUUCUAUCAAUAA
Messenger RNA from Octopus bimaculoides (California two-spot octopus), 4986 nucleotides. Its product is annotated as katanin p60 ATPase-containing subunit A-like 2. NCBI's taxonomy places the organism in Eukaryota, Metazoa, Mollusca, Cephalopoda, Octopoda, Octopodidae. The record is from RefSeq and is a predicted model, not a curated record. Gene Ontology annotation, molecular function: protein binding; ATP binding; ATP hydrolysis activity.